AUGGGACCUAGAGCGACCAGAAACAGCUCCAAGAACACAGAAGGCGCUGAGACAGCGUCCAAGGACGCCCAAUCGCAACACAAUGCCGCCAGCGACACGAAACAAGCCUCGAAAGAGGUUUCUUCAACUGCCACCAGUCCCAAAGUUGCUCUAAAACGCCAACAUCGAACUGCCGCCUCAACAAACUCAGACGAGAGUUCAAGUAAACCGUCCACGCCGACCGGAAGUGUGACUUCGACCGUGGAGUCGCCCCGAAAGGCCAAGAAGACAGAUGCGGUUGUUGAGGGAGAGCAGCCAGAGACUACCGUCAAACAGGAGCCUGACUUUGAAAGUACUGUCAAAAUUGAGCCCAUUGAGGUUGUCAAGACUGAGGAUCCGGGGCAUGACAUAAAGGUGGAGGAUAGAGAUAUUAAGACUGAAGAGGACACCAAAGCUGGGGGAAACGCCAGCAGAGAAGAAAUCAAGAAUGAAUAUCACUCGACACCAAACCUUCCGCUAUUUCACGCGAUUACAGUCAUGUUCAUUCCUCUUUCGAAAACCAACAAACACAGAGCAGAACUGUGUAGUCGUCAUGGUGGCACUGUGGUCACCUCCUACUCGGAUAAAGUGACUCAUAUUAUUGUGGCCAACGGGGUAACAGUUCCCCAGCUGAUGAAGACUCUGGGAGUGGACACUCUGCCCGCUUCCGUCACCGUGGUCAACGAAAACUGGUUUGCUGACUGCAUUGAAGCCGGCAAGAUUGUCGGCUUUGGUGGUAAGGAAGUGCUUGGGGUCCCCCGAGGUGGAGAUAAGCGAACUGCUGAAACCACGUCCGAUGACACAGACGCAAAAAAGCGUCGACGAGCUAGUGAUGCUCCCUCAAGAAGCACAACUCCUCCAGCCUCGCCCAAAUCCAGGUCUGAAUUGCGUUCAGAUGUGUCUUCUGACGUGAUCAAGGCACGUGGAAAGUCCAUGCUUGAAGCGCUUCACGAUGUGCGUAUGCAGGAUCACGCCCAUGCUUUUGCCUCAGAGUGGGAAGAUGAUGGAGAUGACGAUGCUGACACAGACGACGACGAUGCUGACGAGCCCCACAAACACAAAAAGAGCCAGCCGCAGAAACAGGGCGAUUGGGUCGACAACUUCCUGUGCAUGUCUGGACCCGAACGGGAUCCCGUGGACAAGAACCCCAACUGGAAGACCAUUGAGGUGUUGAGUCGUCUUUUGAAAUACUAUGAAGACAAGCAUGAUCAAUGGAGAGCCCAGAGUUACAGGAAGGCGUUGAAUGUUCUGAAACGUCAGCCAAAGAAAAUCACAACCAAAAAGGAGGCUGUCAAGCUGCCUGGUAUCGGUGAUUCUAUCGGUUCAAAGAUCCAGGAGAUUGUGGAAACAAACGGUCUGAAACUUCUCAAUGUGACCAAACUGGAUACCUCAGUCAAGGUUACUUCUCUGUUUGAGGGUAUCUGGGGCGUCGGUAAGGCCACAGCAAGAAAAUGGUAUAAAGAAGGAUAUCGAACUUUGGACGAUAUUGCGAAGAAGGCCACCUUGACUCCCAACCAAAAGGUGGGUCUUGAGCACUAUGACGACUUUCAGGAACGAAUUCCUCGAGAUGAAGUCACUCGACACUUUAUGGUUGUCCAAAAGGCGGCUCAUGAGAUUGAUCCAGAGGUCGACGCGCAUAUCAUGGGCUCGUACAGACGUGGAGCGGCUUCUUCAGGAGAUAUCGAUAUGAUCUUCACCAAGAAGGGGGCCACUCUCGAUGAGCUCCAACCGUUUCUGAAGGAGCUGGUUCAUAAACUCACAGAACAGGGUUUCCUCAAAUGUGGACUUACCGGCGCCUCUACAAAGUGGUACGGGUGUUCCAAACUCAAGGAUAUCCCCCAGUGGCGUCGAAUCGACUUUCUGCUUGUUCCAUGGGCCGAGAAGGGCGCUGCCUUCAUUUACUUUACUGGUAACGUACUUUUUAACCGAAGUAUCCGGCUGCUUGCCAACAAGAAGGGCUAUAGUCUCAACCAGCAUGGUCUGUAUGCAGGCGUACUGCGAGGAGAACGGGGGUCGAAAUUGAAUGACGGAUACUUGGUGGAGGGUGAGAGUGAACACAAGAUCUUUGAGAUUUUGGGUGUGCCUUACUGGGAGCCGUGGGAGAGAAAUGUUUAA
Yarrowia lipolytica CLIB122 is the source of this 2133-nucleotide messenger RNA. RefSeq lists its product as uncharacterized. NCBI's taxonomy places the organism in Eukaryota, Fungi, Ascomycota, Dipodascomycetes, Dipodascales. Gene Ontology annotation, molecular function: DNA binding; DNA-directed DNA polymerase activity. Gene Ontology annotation, cellular component: nucleus. Gene Ontology annotation, biological process: double-strand break repair via nonhomologous end joining. The record is from RefSeq and is a predicted model, not a curated record.